CACAGUUAUCAUUUUCACGUCCUGCUCCGUGUUGUUUAAAUAGCAAAUGCAUUUGCACCCAUUUGUUUCGGGCACCCAUGGGCAUGCUGGUCUGAAAACGAGGUGUGUUCAGGCACAUUGUUGGCGGGAUUAAAUUACACUCAAAAUGAUUAACAAAUGCAUGCACAAUUAUCCAUGAACUUGAUAAAUGUUGCAGAAAUGUUUUAUGAUUCACAACCAAAUGCCUUUCAACUUGUCUGUGCAAAAUUCAGAAUUAAAUAAAUGUGCAGCAGUUUGUACAAAUAGACAUUUUUUGUGAAUACAAAUGUUUUCUUUUGUAUUAGUGUAUAUCAUCAUUUGCACAAGCAACAAAGAAGAUGUGCAUUUAUGGAUCAGGUGACACGCGUGCAUUCAUUGACGCUGUUUCUGAGUUGAUCUCAUUUGAUUCAUUUGGAUUUUGAGACUUUCUUUUCACGGCUUUCAAGCAUUUCACAACCCACACACAAACAACUACCUACCAAUGAGGUAUGGUGCUAAUUAUUAAUAUGUGCUCAUUACUACCUGUUUAUUUGACAAUUUCACAAAUGUGCGUUACUAAAUUUAAACUAAUACUUUACAACAUUGACCAGAGGCUUCAGAGCCUUUGUGCUCUAUUUUAACAAUCUAGGCGCAUGAAGUCAAGAGUCACAUUUAAUAAAUGACCACAUUAUGUUGUUUACAAUAUAAGUGAAGGCAAUCCUUAGUAGGUGGCAAAUUUUGUUGAUUUUGGUCAUUUGACAUUUGGGUGUGGGUGAAUUACUCUCAUAAGGAGAUGUUUAAACCCUGCCAAAGUCCUCUGUGGAAAUAAGUGUUUAUGUGGACAGUUUCCAUUGAUCUUGUAAAGAUGUGAAGGAAGGGGGCUGCUCAAGGGUCCAGGAUUAUAUAUAGCACAAGCAGCAUCAAUAACUCACCAUCAUCUUCACUCUCGCCUCUGAAGACUCACACAUCAACCCUGAACCUUCAGCAUCAAUGAAGCUCAUUGUGUCUCUGAGUGGACUCCUGCUGCACUUUCUGCUUCUUCACUGGACAGAAAGUGUGGAGGAAGAGAAAGUGAACCUUACAUCUCUUACCAAAAUAAUUGACUUCUUUAAGCAGAACUACACGAUCAAAACCGCAGAAGGAUAUUCUAAGCCGUAUGCUGUAGCCAUCAAUGUCCCGAAGAAUCAAUGUAAUGGGAGCUUUGAUCCUUCGACCUUCCUGACUCGGGAGAACACAACAAAUGUGACAGAUGCCAUUUAUAACAAUAGCAGAUUUUACAAGGGUAAUGAGCUCAUAGCAGUAGGACCUCGUUCUUUAAAUGAUUGCAAAAUUAAUCCAGUGUCUGAACUGCUCACAAAUGGAUUUGAAGAACUUUUAAAACGUAGAAAUGACAGCUGUGUUGUCUUCUACAGUGUCUGCUGUAUAUACAUUAACAUUGAACCAGCCCUUGAAACCUUGAAAAAUCACAGUGGGAUUAAAGCCUUUGUCUUCAGUGAAGUCUAUGGGGUUGAUGAAAAUGUCCAUCAAUGCUCAAUGCACAUAAAGUACUGUGCACAAAACUGUAAAGAGAUUGUGAAAUAUGUUCCCUUCUAUCGCUGUAAACAACACUGUGUCAAAGCAAUGUGAACACCAGCAGUGAUGAACAACCUUGUCAAGGAAUGAUUUCCCCAUCUAUGUUCUCAACAAGUUCUCAACAAGUCAACAAGUUCUCAAACGUUUCUUUAUUUACUCUACUCUAAGUAUAUGAAAUGCAGCUCAUUUUGAUGCUGAUAGUGUUUAAUGUAGCUGAAGUUUUUACUAGUGUAAAAAAAGCUGAGAGAGGGAAAGUUGUUUAGAAGACUCACUGUAAGUCAGUUUGCUUGUACUGUAUUUAGAUGACAGCUGUCUUGUAAUAAUCAAUAUAUAUAUAUAUAUAUAUAUAUAUAUAUAUAUAUACUGGAUUACUGCAUGAUGAAAA
Megalobrama amblycephala (Wuchang bream) is the source of this 1954-nucleotide messenger RNA. RefSeq lists its product as uncharacterized. Bases 988 to 1623 code for a protein of 211 amino acids. The transcript is spliced from 3 exons. NCBI's taxonomy places the organism in Eukaryota, Metazoa, Chordata, Actinopteri, Cypriniformes, Xenocyprididae. The record is from RefSeq and is a predicted model, not a curated record.